Molecule: messenger RNA, 1423 nt
Organism: Schistosoma intercalatum
Lineage: Eukaryota; Metazoa; Platyhelminthes; Trematoda; Strigeidida; Schistosomatidae
Source: the annotation of a GenBank genome assembly
GUUUGAAUCGUUAGUAAGACUUAAUUUGAAAAUGAACUUUUUAAUUGGUGGUGGCACGGGAUUAAUAGGUCGAUCCCUUGUUUCAUCACUUCGAUCAACUGGACAUCAUGUACAAGUUAUCACGCGCAGACCAAAGGAAAGAAAUGAUUUGAGCUGGGUAGACUCCUUUUUAAAAUAUAAAGAGCUUACGUAUUAGGAUUCUAUCAAGAAGAAUGGUUUACCAAAAGAUGUAGAUGUUAUUGUAAAUUUGAGCGGUCGAAACGUUGGUGAAGUUAACCCACUAUUUCUUAUUAAACAGUCAGCUAACUUUACUUACACUCACAUUUAUUUUCAUGAAUCGCAGGAAUUAUGAUAAAUAUAUUGACGAAGUUUUUUCCAGUCGUUUAGAUACAACCAAGCUUCUUGUUGAUUUAUCAAAAUCUGCCCCAAUUAAAGCAUUCAUAAAUGCAUCAGCGAUUGGUUUCUACCCUCCUGAUCCGCAAAUCACAUAUGAUGAAUCUGCUCCAUUCAGAGACUAUGGCUUUAUUACAAAUCUUGUUAAACGAUGGGAAGAUGCAGCUCAAAUACCCUCUAGACCUGAUAUUCGUCAAAUUCAACUGCGAAUAGGUGUAGUUCUUAGCCAAGACUCGAGUUUCAUUCGUACUUUUCACCGCAUUUAUCUCCUGGGGUUUUGUAAUCCGAUUGGUACUGGUCGCCAAUGGAUAUCUUGGAUUCAUUUAGAUGAUAUGGUUAGAAUAAUUGAAUACGUUGCUGACCCUAAACGAGUUUUUUCAAGCGGACCUGUCAAUUGUACAUCACCUAAAUCUGUUCAACAGGUUACUUUUGCUAAAGCCAUGUCUGAGUCACUUGGUGCUCCGAGUAAUAUCCUUUCCAAUGUUCCAGUCCCAUCGUUUCUUUUUACUUAUCUCCUUGGUCGUGAUCGUGCUUCCUUAGCUGUAGACGGUCAGCGUGUGAUUCCUAAGAAGCUCCUCAAUGCAGGGUUCGAGUUCACUUACCCUGAUUUAGCAGAUGCUUUGGAGAAUAUUUUCGGUCGUCGACCCCGUUCAUAAAAGUCAAAUUUUCAAUUUUUAUUGAACGAGGUUAUCUCUUAAUGAAAUAUAACUAACCAAGUUUUUCUCUUGUUAUCUGUUCAACCAUGAUAGUUAAAUCUAUUUGCACCUAAGUACCUUUCUACUGUCUCACAUAUGUAUUAUUUUUUCCAACGCUAAAAUUAUGACUCUUCCUACAUGGAGACUUUGUGUUAUGUAGCUGUUUCACCACUCACCAGUAAAUUCGAAUAUUUCAAUUUUUAGGAGCUAGUCUUUGCUACUUUGUGUAUAACUAAGCAAUACAAUUCUUUAUAAUCUGCAAGUUUUUUUGCUCUGCUAUGAUUUGUAAUGAUCGUCGAACGUGUGUGUCGGUCGAUAACACUAAUAAAAUCUAU